AUGCUCCCUGACUUUCUGAUCGGCAGCUACCGCCAGUACAAGCAGGACGAGAAAUACCUGACCAAGUGGCUUUGUGCCACAGCGCGAUCGUACGGCUACAUAUCGGAGGCGCUUCCUAAAAACGUUGAUAUACCAGAACAGGCGACCAAGACAAAGAAGAAGGCAAAGUACAAGACUAAGAAGCAGCAAAGAGACGCCGCCAGACGAAUCCCUAAGGAGCAACGAGUCUUCACGAUCGCUAUAGCUGAGUUCGUGCCUCUGGCUCAAUACAUUACUGAUCAUAUCGAACCUCCUUCCAAGGUCCCUUCGACUAUCUUCACUGUCAUAACCCGAUCCAUCGAGGCCCGAAGAUCGACAAAUUCCUGGUUUGAGAGUGACAGCACCGAAGCUGAAGAGGUCGAAGGUGGUCAUGCUUAUUUUAUCAGUGUCCUCCAAAAAGUUCACGACCUGCUUCAGCCUUACGCAAAAAUGGUUGAGAAGAUCGAUGAAGAGGAUGAGACAACACUUGUCGAAGAUGGGUUUGAUAUACUAUCCCUUGAGGAGCCUUCGGAAGAAUUUCUCAAAUCCACUGGAGUCAAGUCAACGACAGCAGACGAAGCACAAGCUUCUCGAAUGGCAUACGAAGUGAUGGGCUUUUUCAAAGGCAAACUGGAGCAGAAGCUGGAAGAGUCGCUGGCCGCCUCUGCCCUCUUUCGAGAUAUCCACAAAAUCCUAGACCAUGCCAAGCGGGUUUGGCAUCAAUACAGCAAGCGUGGAAUAGACAUCGUGGCAGCCUCUCUCACCUCAAAUCUCGCGUUGGACAUUAUCCGACGUCUGGAAGAGGAUUUUUUCGAGCAGUUUCCCAAAUUUCGCAAGGUUGAUCAGGCUUACCGAGACGCAUUCAAGAAGAAGUUACGGGAAGAGAACAUCCAGUAUCAAGAGAUCUGUCACAGGAAGGGAAAAGCAGGCCCCAAUGAUGCACAGCAACUGAUAAACUGGAUGUUCAGGGCCAAGUGCAAUGCCGCCGGAAUUGCUUAUUGGUCCACCAAGGACGACGACGACGAAGAAUCCCUCCAAGCACAAUUUAACAUGGAUGCGUAUGAUACAGCCAAGCAUCUUUUCAUGGACAUGCAAUCCAUCUUUGCGAAGUUCAUCCAGUUCAGUGGAGGUAUGGAGCGAGUUGUGUAUUCCCCAGUAACAGGACCCGGCCGCUGGGACGUGACUGCUGUGCCUUCCUCGAUGACGAAUGAGGAGAACUAUCAGCAGGAUGCGAAGAUCCUUCUAGAAAUGAUUCCUGAUCUUGUAUGGCUAUCUACAUCCAAAACCCGGAAGCUGGCCGAGGAUGAGCUGAUGAAAGGAUGUAGAGAGGCAGCUGGUGGUGAGAUACAUAUUUGGACCUUAGCUGCAGCCAGACUCUAUUGUGAUAUCCAUUAUAUGCUCGGCGCCGACAUCGAGAAAUCCUUUGAAGCUCUCCAGCAGCUUGGAGGAGACGUUAAGACUACAGUCGCCCAAGGUAUUGCCAAUCGCGAGCAAGGAAUAUCUCGUCUGUGGUCACCCGAAAAUGAUGAUUAUCUCAAGGAGAAUCUCAUCGAUCUCAUUGAGGCCUGGCUGUUUGAAGACGAGUGGAGGAAAGACGCUAGGGAAAUGGCGGCUGGAGAGCCUUUCAUUGACGAAGACCAUCACCUUCUGCGACGUCACCCCUGGUUGUGUGGCCUCAUCCGUUUCACGAUCUUGGCUCGGCUUCAAGAGUUUGGUACCUCAAGCCUUGACAAUGCUGGCGUCAGCGUUGCCCAUCUUUACAACCUCAUGCAACGCGACAAGGAUUGCGCUUUUGUCUGGAGCGACAUGGAAUUUGUGGUCGACACACUGUCAUGCGAGCAGCUGUUUGUCGGUGGCAAGCCCAACACAUUUGAAGAGGCAUUCAAGCGGCUCUCCAUACACAAGGGGUUCUCUGUUACACAAUUUGCAGCAAAUCGACGCUCUCCAGGGUAUGUUCGUUCGAAGAAAGGUCGACGUCAUCUGCAUCCCGCUGGAGAACUGAUUCACGUACUAAGAUCCCGUCAUUACUACGAAUUCGAUCGCGAGACAGAUAAGAAAGCUACUCUACAAACACUGGAAAACGUUGAACAGGUUUUAGACACGAAAUACCAGCUGAUUCACCAGGACAACAGAGUCACUAUUGAGGUGCGAGAUGUCCAACAGGUUCAAGAACGGACAAACAAGGCAUCCUAUCAGAAGGCCAAACAUUCACCACUGGACCUGCUGAUGAUGUUCCAGUUUGGAAUAUCUCGAGAGAUUGCGCAUUUCGAGUUCGACUAUCUUGCUUUCUGUGGUACAUGCUGGGACAUUCUUCGAGAUCUGUACAUCGCGAUGCAGCCGAUUCACAACUGCGAGUCAAAUGUGUUGGCCGAAACCGAGCUGCAAUCUAAUAUGGCACAGUGGCCUCACAUGGUUGACGUGCUGUUCAUGUUGUCGCUACCAGUCCAGACCAUAGCCUCGUUGGUUCCAAGAUCCCAAUUCGACAGCAUGGUCCGAGGGGUACAUGACAAACCCUCCAAUCCAUGUCAAGCAGUCAAUCCUCGUCCUUUCUUGUGUCGUCUUCGAAAAAUGCUUGACAAGAAGCUUCAGGAUGGCCAAUUGGGCUCCAACAAAAGAGCAACCAUACGACAGAAGCUGGAGGUCAAGAACAUUACCUACGAGCUCUCAUCCGAAGAUGACAAGGCCAGCAAGGUUACGUUCAAGAAGGACAAGGCCACACUUCACAGAUCGACGUUGUGCACCAAAGAAUACUGUAUGUGUGGACGAGACGCUCGUACUAUGCAAGCUUGGGCGACAAAGCCAGAAAUGAUGAAACCAGUGGUGGUGGAGAUGCUCACACUGAUUAAGAAGGCGAAGGCUGAAAAUACAGCCCGGUAG
Messenger RNA from Lithohypha guttulata, 2895 nucleotides. RefSeq lists its product as uncharacterized. Bases 1 to 2895 code for a protein of 964 amino acids. The record is from RefSeq and is a predicted model, not a curated record. The transcript has a single exon. Lineage: Eukaryota; Fungi; Ascomycota; Eurotiomycetes; Chaetothyriales; Trichomeriaceae.